Messenger RNA from Amphibalanus amphitrite, 3280 nucleotides. RefSeq names its product polypeptide N-acetylgalactosaminyltransferase 11-like. The record is from RefSeq and is a predicted model, not a curated record. Gene Ontology annotation, cellular component: Golgi apparatus. Gene Ontology annotation, biological process: regulation of Notch signaling pathway. Lineage: Eukaryota; Metazoa; Arthropoda; Thecostraca; Balanomorpha; Balanidae. Gene Ontology annotation, molecular function: Notch binding. The transcript has 10 exons. The coding region runs from base 86 to 1867 and encodes 593 amino acids.
CUUUGUGAUAUUCGAAUUGUGUCGUAGUGGUAUAAUUGAUCAUAGACUCCAUCCCCUCCCACCCCACCCCAUUCCCCUCCCCACCAUGCAGUUCCCGCGUCUGCGGCUGGUGCCGCACCUUCGCUGGCUGCUGCUCGGUAUCUGCCUCUCCUCCGUCACCUGGCUGGUGGCCCUGCUCCUCUACCUCCGCCUGGACGGCUCGCUGAAGUCCUUCCUCACCAGUCAUCACCCCAGCAAGGCGCCGGGCGGGCUCUGCGGACCCUAUGGCACGGGACCGUCCGUCCCGGCACAGCUGCCUGACCUGGCGCGCAUGGCUCUGGUCGAGACGGAGCAGGAGAAGAGCAGACGCGCCGAGGGGUACAAACGGCACGCGUUUAACACACUUGUCAGCGACCGGCUGUCGCUGAGGAGACUGGUACCCGACACGAGAAACGCACUGUGCUCCAACCGGACGUACCCGCCGGUGUCCAGCCUGCCGGACGUCAGUGUCAUUAUCUGCUUCUUUGACGAGGCCGAGUCGACCCUGCUCCGCUCUCUGUGGUCGGUUCUGGACCGGUCACAGCCCGAACUGCUGAGGGAGGUCCUGCUGGUCGAUGACGCCAGCACGUCUGAUGUGUCGGCUGUCGUGGAGAAACACGUGGAGAAGUUUUGUUUGAACAAGGUGCGAAUUAUUCGCUCGGAGAAACGUCUGGGUCUGAUGCGGGCCAGGAUCCACGGAGCAGCACAAGCUACAGGCAAGGUGUUGGUGUUUCUCGACUCCCACAUCGAGGUGAACACGGACUGGCUCCGACCUCUCCUCGCGCCGAUCGCAGCCGACCGUCACACCGUCACCGUGCCCGUCAUCGACAUCAUCAGCGCCGACACGUUCGCCUACUCGUCUUCACCUCUGGUGCGCGGAGGCUUCAACUGGGGCAUGCACUUCCAGUGGGUGGCCCUGCCCAAAGGAAGACCCACGGAGGGAGAUGGCGCCGUCAGUCCGAUAGACACCCCUACAAUGGCUGGCGGUCUGUUCGCGAUGGACCGGUCGUAUUUCCACGAGCUGGGGGAGUACGACCCCGGCAUGGACAUCUGGGGCGGAGAAAACCUCGAGCUGUCCUUUAGGGUAUGGAUGUGCGGCGGCCGUCUCCAGAUCGUCCCCUGCUCUCGAAUCGGUCACGUGUUCCGAAAACGCCGCCCCUACGACACCCCAGCCGGUCACCGCUCCUCCUUAGAAAACUCUCUGCGAGUGGUACACGUCUGGCUAGACGAGUACAAGGAGUACUUCUUCGAGACGCGGAAGGACGCCCGGAGGAUGUCUUAUGGAGAUAUAUCGGAGAGGAGGGCGCUCAGGGAGCGGCUCGGCUGCAAGUCCUUCAAAUGGUACGUGGAAAAUGUCUACCCAGAGCUGGAACUGCCCAAACUGAAGGACCCGGACGGUGUCAUCAUUCCUAGCGGCGCCGGCCGACGGGAGAUGAAGCCCUGGUACAACCGGCAGCGGGAGUAUGUCGGCGCGUACAGACUGAAACUGAAGGGGUCCAUAUGGUGCGCGGAGGCGGCUAAAGGUCAUAAGGCGCGCGCCAGUAAACUGAGACUGGCGAGAUGCUCGCAGGAUGAUGAUCAGGUGUUCCACGAGACCAGUCGUCAGGAGCUGGUGCUGAACAGGCUCUACUGUCUGGAUGCCGGCGGAAAGGCACCCGUCAUCCAGAAAUGCCACGAGAUGGGCAACGAACAACAGUGGGAUUUCGACUCGAAGAAGACCACAGUUCUGUACAAUGUAGCCGCUGGAAUGUGUCUAGGUGCCUCCGACCGGCGAGAGAUGGCACCACUGGUCAUGGAAAUGUGUAAGGAAAGCGAACACGUUCAGUGGGAGAUGGUGGACGCCAGCUGAUUGCGCAGUCAGCUGAUGGAAGGUGACACUCAGCUGAUUGGAGCUAGCUCAGCUGAUGGAAUAUCAGCUGAUGAUCGGCAAUCAGCUGAUGUGGAAAGUUUUUUGUUGACUCAACAAAUGAGGCUUUGGAUGUGUGUUCUGUGUGAGAAGAAAAUGAUCUGAAAAUGUGCAGCCAAUAUUACCGAUGUCUUCCGUGAGAUGCAAAAUUUAACGUUGACUUUAUUAGCGAUUGACGUUCAUGUACUUACCGUGUCUCAUUAGCUGUGUUGUUUGCAAAGUUAGUGUGGAAGAAGUGUUUUUCUAAGCGAAAUACCAGGUCAGUCUCAUGGAAACUGCGAAUCUGAAGUGGUUAGCUUUUUGUAAUUUGUCGAGCACUCAGUUGCUUGAGUGGUAACAGGUGGUCCAAGCUACAUUUCCUGCAGCUGCUUAUGCUAGCAUGUGGUUCAUUGCUUAUUUCGCCUCGACCAAGUGAUGUAUGCCUGCAUUCCAUUAUAAGGUAGAAUAAUUAGACACGAUGGAUUAAGUUUUUACGUUUAUUGUCGCCAUGCAGAAAAAAUUAAUCUGCAGUCGUUUUAUUAAUGCUAGUGAUUGAUCUGUUUCAUAUAUUUGCAUCCAAAGGUACGUGUUAUUGGUUGGAUGGCCAAUGAAUCUCGCCUCCACUAAAGCUUUCGUUACGUUUUCUAUUUUUUACUUCGAUCUUUUCCAAUUUUUGGGUCAUUUAUUUUGUCGACGCUUUUUGCCGCUUAUUGUUAUUAGUAAUAUGCCUUUGACAGAACAGUUCAGAACUGUGCAGUGGUUUCGUUUCGUAGUUACGGAUUAUUGUGGUGACAGUGCGUGGGUAUCCUGAGAUUCUUGUAUGCUUGGAGAAGCCCGAAACAAGCUGAAUAUUUGCUGUAAUACUAGAGUAUAAAUCUUAACACGGUGGUUCUGUAAUCUGUAUGAUAUGCCGGUGAUAAAUGUGUGAGCAUCCCGUAAUCGUGUUUUGGACUCAUUUACUUUUUGUGCACUUCAGUAUAGUCUGCCGGCUACAUGCGAUGUAGAUUGUGACUCAUGCAGCAAUAAGCAAGUGUUGUGUGUGCAUUUGUAAUGCUACAUUGUUCAUUCCAACGUCAUUCCAAUGCUCAUUUGUGUAUUUGUAUGGAUGCAACGGACUAUUUUUGGAGAAACUUGUACGGUGUGGUAUUUGUGAUACAGGGUUACUGGCGUUGUGCUUUGUUUAGGUACUCCCGAUAAAUGGGAGGGCUUUUUGGUCCAUACGGAGUUAUUAGAAGAAACGAGUGGGCUGGCUUGCAGAGGCUUUUUACAUAGCCGGUGUUUUGCUACAGUAUUUUGUCGACGACGUGGGUGUAAAUUUUUGUUCGAUGAAACUGCUUAGUUGUUUUAUAUCAUGCAAUAAAAAGCCGCUUUCUGAUA